Messenger RNA from Xylona heveae TC161, 325 nucleotides. RefSeq lists its product as hypothetical. The transcript has a single exon. Bases 54 to 260 code for a protein of 68 amino acids. NCBI's taxonomy places the organism in Eukaryota, Fungi, Ascomycota, Xylonomycetes, Xylonales, Xylonaceae. The record is from RefSeq and is a predicted model, not a curated record.
CAUGGAAUAAAAUAGAAUUUAUACUGUUUUAAAUAUAGAAUUCUAAUUGAACAAUGAAUAGUCUUAUAUAUUCUUCUUGGUUUAUUACAUUAUUCUCAUUGAUUUCUAUAGUUCUCCUUCACAAUAUUAAACCAUGGUUUGAUUUUUUGUAUUUUAAAACUUAUAUUUCUAGGCUAUGUGCAUUACAAUUGACUAUUAUAAGGAACAGGAAAAGAGAAACAAAUUAUUUGGAGCCUAGAAAAAUGUACAUUCUUGUUUAGUGUAAAUUCAAUUUACUUCAUUUUAUCAAUGGUAGUUGGCUGGAGUACAUGUAGACAGCAGGUUA